AUGGCAAUUGAAGGAGAAAGAGGGAGGGGAACAAGCCCUCCAACUGUAAAGAUAGGGGAGGCUCCGCAGAAGGAGAUCCAAGCAGGGAGAUUUCGGGAGAUCUGUCCCAUCCACCAGCAGCCUCCACCGCGAGUCCCCUCCUUCCUAGGAGAUUUGUCCCAUCCACCCACCUCCUUGAUUUGCCAACCGAGCCAAACCAGCGCGCCGUCGCACACCUCUCCGCGAUCCCCUCGUCCUCGGCCUGCUCGAGUAGUCAACAUUUGGCCACCGCGACGAGCCUACUUCCCCUGGACGUGUCCAACGCCCGCAGAGGCAGUCGCCCGAAUAGCUUCCGAUCCUCAAGCCGGAGCUGGAUCUAGCCCACCGCCGCGCCCUCAAACCAACCGUGUCAUUGCCAGAGCUGCUCCAGGCCAUCCCCGCGUCGCCUCCAGCCAACAGCAGGAGCUCGGAGUUGCCGCCAUGGAGACCCGCGCUCCUGUUUCUGUGUGUUGCCUUUGUCAGACCAGCUCCAUGCCCGUCGUGGCCUUGCUCCUCGCCCGGUUCAGCGUCGCGCCCGUUCGUCCAGCGCUCGAGGCAGCCACCUCAUCUGCGUUGCCCCUCUGUCGCAAGCCAGCAGGGGAGGAACUCCUCAACCGCGCCAACCAGCGAGCACGCACCCCGUUCCUGCGCGCGCCUCGGUUGCCAGACCAGCAGAUGAGCACCGUCCCUUUCCUAUUCCCUUCCCUUGUCCUUCCUUCUCUCUUGCCCAUCUCUCUCUCUCUCUCUCUCUUUUUGUGGUGUACCAGGGGCAACAGCCGCAUCGGAUGACAUGGAUGCCCAGCACCCAGCUCUGUCCCCGGUGGUGGAGCUCCGCCUCACCGUCCCAUCGCCCGCCCGUGUUCUCUUUAGGAAGUCGGACCCCUCCUUCCGUGCGCCCUCCGCCAUGGAGCUCCACCUCUGAGCGAGGAAGAUACAACCCCGUCUAUUCAUCUCUGAAGCUAUAACCUCUUUGUUUCCUUGUGAGCAUCGUAUCUGAAUCAUAUUUCUUUUUGUACAUCCGUUUCUAUCACGUGGAGGUAAUACAAAGUUGGCACUAGUUCAGUCAA
Messenger RNA from Hordeum vulgare subsp. vulgare (domesticated barley), 1085 nucleotides. RefSeq lists its product as uncharacterized. The record is from RefSeq and is a predicted model, not a curated record. NCBI's taxonomy places the organism in Eukaryota, Viridiplantae, Streptophyta, Magnoliopsida, Poales, Poaceae. The transcript is spliced from 3 exons. Bases 1 to 807 code for a protein of 268 amino acids.